AUGAUGUCUUCCCAAACGCUGCUAGAAAAUUUUGAUGAGCAAGCUAGUUCCUCCAACCAGCCAAUGAAUGAAGAAGAAGAAGCUGCUGGUCAUUCAAGUAAUUCAGAUGAAAGAAAAGCAUUUGAAGCAUUACUAGCAGAUGCUAAUGAAGAGCUUUACGAGGGAUGUACUUCAUUCUCAAAGCUAUCUUUUAUGCUGAAGUUAUAUCACAUCAAGAGUAUCUGCAAGAUUAGUGACAAGGGUUUAUCAAUGAUAAUUGAUCUUCUAAGGGAAGCGUUUCAGAAUGCAAAACUGCCUGCUUCACUGCAUGAUUUAAAGAAGACCAUUCAGAAACUUGGACUAGACUAUGAGUCUAUACACGCUUGUCCGAAUGAUUGUAUGUUGUUUUGGGGAGAAGAUGCAGAGCGAGAAGUGUGCAAGGUUUGUAAUGUAUCAAGAUGGAAAGGCAAAAGCACAGAGGGAGUGUCAGAGAAACCGAGGAAGUGUCAGGAAGAAAAGAAAGAAGAUAAGGCAAGCUGCUAA
Molecule: messenger RNA, 522 nt
Organism: Microthlaspi erraticum
Lineage: Eukaryota; Viridiplantae; Streptophyta; Magnoliopsida; Brassicales; Brassicaceae
Source: the annotation of a GenBank genome assembly